AUGAUCUUUUUCUGUAGCUUGAGGAAUAAUNUCGUGAGAUUACAACAAUAUGCUGAAAGACAGCUGACAGCUGAAAGCUCGAGGCGUCACUCGGCAGUCGUUCUCUUCGAUAUUAAAGCUGCUUUUGACUCAGUAUGGCAUGAUGGACUAAUUUACAAACUCAAUGAUCUACGCCUUCCUCGAUACAUAGUCAGAUACCUAAUCUCCUUCUUACACAAUCGAACAGCCGCUAUUGAAAUUGAAAAUGUCUUAUCACGUACAUUCCAGCUCAAGAGUGGUACACCACAAGGAUCUCCGUUGUCACCAUUGUUAUACAUCAUAUACACGGCAGAUUCGAUGAAUGGUAUACCGUCUCACACGGAACAUGGAUUGUUCGCCGACGACACAGCUCUAUGGACAUCGCAAAUAUCCACAACAGGUCUCAACGAAAGACUUCAACAAUCCAUAGAUGCUUUCGAAACCUACACCCAAGAAAGAAAUACAAACAUCCAGUGCAAGUGA
Messenger RNA from Adineta ricciae, 501 nucleotides. The record is from the annotation of a GenBank genome assembly. Lineage: Eukaryota; Metazoa; Rotifera; Eurotatoria; Adinetida; Adinetidae.